AUGGCUACUGGCUCUUCCAACGAAGACCAGUUUGACCGAAAGAUUACAUACUGCGACCGAGACUUCCAAGAUUAUUCUCUCCGACACGAAAUAUAUCUCGCCCCAGUCGACCUCGAAGAAGAGACCCGAUUGAGAGACCAGCACGAGAUGCUGAAAUGGAUAUAUCGUGACUGGCAUAACCUCUUGCACCCGGAUUUCAUUGGUGAACCAGAGUCAGUACUGGACUGUGCCUUUGGGACAGGCAACUGGGCGUAUGAUUUGGCAGAGUACGACCCAGACUGUAGCGUGACCGGUGUCGACAUCUCCCCCCUCAUGGCGCCGCCAGAUCAGCUGGAAAACAUGGACCUCCAGGUACUUCGCCCCAUCAUCAUCUACAUACGCUGUGGAGGCGACCUGACAGCACCGGUCGGUCCUCCUCAAGGACUCGUUCUGUUCAGGCGCUUCCCACAAGCGUCAUUGCUGAAGAUCCAGCCGACUGAAGAUGGCAUCGCCAAUCUCAACGAUCGCCUCGAUUUCGCAGAGUCGGAGAGCUUCGACCUCAUACAUUCCCGCUUCGUGGCUGACGGCAUAGCAUCAUCACGCUGGCCAAACUAUUUCCGAGACAUAUAUCGUCUGCUGAAGAGAAAUGGCUGGGUUCAGGUGACCGAAUGGGACUUCACUUUUCGCUCCGCCACCGGAAACAGCGAUGCAUUACAAGCACUCCGAGUAUGGAGCCAACUGCAUGCUCAAUCCUUGGGCGCAUCUAGUCGUCCACAAGGCAGGAAAAGGGGCAGAGUAACAGAAGAUUGCGAGGCCUGGAUGCGGAUGGCAGGCUUCGUCGAUGUGAGUGCUGACGUUCGCGACAUUCCCACAUGUCCUUGGCCAACAGAUUCGCACGGCCGAUCCAUUGGCCAAGCAAAUCUAUCCAACAUGAAAGAGACUCUGCAUGCGCUGGCAUUGUAUCCUGUGACACAUCGGCAGUUUCGUACCAUUGAUGAGUUCAACGAACUGGUUGACGCGGCAUCCUCUGAACUUGGUAACAUCCAGGCCAAACCAUAUCUCAGACUACACACGUUCUUCGGCAGAAAGCCUUGA
Molecule: messenger RNA, 1074 nt
Organism: Exophiala viscosa
Lineage: Eukaryota; Fungi; Ascomycota; Eurotiomycetes; Chaetothyriales; Herpotrichiellaceae
Product: S-adenosyl-L-methionine-dependent methyltransferase
Exons: 8
Coding region: 1-1074 (357 amino acids)
Molecular function (GO): methyltransferase activity
Source: RefSeq, a predicted model, not a curated record